Molecule: messenger RNA, 2473 nt
Organism: Bolinopsis microptera
Lineage: Eukaryota; Metazoa; Ctenophora; Tentaculata; Lobata; Bolinopsidae
Product: endothelial zinc finger protein induced by tumor necrosis factor alpha-like
Exons: 10
Coding region: 400-2106 (568 amino acids)
Biological process (GO): regulation of transcription by RNA polymerase II
Cellular component (GO): nucleus
Molecular function (GO): DNA-binding transcription factor activity, RNA polymerase II-specific; RNA polymerase II cis-regulatory region sequence-specific DNA binding
Source: RefSeq, a predicted model, not a curated record
AGUGUAGGUGAGUGGGUUCCCUUGCGGCCUUGUUGCCAAACCUGAGUGGGUGGAGUCACGUGAUUCACAAUUCCACCAUAUUUGGGCAUCAGCUGACCACGUGAUUCCGCAAUUCAACCUCAUUCCUGGGUCACGUGACCCGCAUUUAUUCCAUAUAUGGAGGUCGCAUGACAGGAAUCGUAAGGAAGUGCCUAGCCAGCCCAGCAGCACUUUUCGCAAGAUGAUCCGCCGGUCUUAAAAAUAAGUGUGCCAAGAUUCGAGAAAUUGUGUUAGCACUUGUGAGUUCUCCGUCUUUACACGAGAUUUGCUUAGUUAUCCUGCUUAGUUAUACUCUGUAACUUUGCUUGCAUAUUGGACGAUUUGCUGACCUUUUGGGAGCUAGGUUUAUACAAAGUUAUAAUGAUGAUGGAUGCACUGGAGGGACGCAACAUCGAGGAAGAUAUAAACUUCUUCCUCGAGCAACAGACGGUCCACCAACCUCCACCUUUCCCUCAUUUCCCUCCCCCAAACGAUGUACCAAGUUCUGACCCUGGAGAUGAGGAGCUAGAAGUUCCAGAACCUGCUAAGAAUGAAAAUGGUAAAGAUGUGUACGUAUGUGACUCUUGUGGAGCUUUGUUUGCUUACAGUUACUCUCUCCUGGCUCACAAGAGGCACAAGUGUCAUGCUGGAAAGGGAGAGUUCAAGUGUGAUCUCUGUCACAAGAGGUUCAACUUUCCUUCCCAGCUUCAGAGACACAUGCCAACCCACACAGGAGAGAAGCCGUUUCAGUGCCACCACUGUCCCAAGGCUUUUAAUGAGAGUAGCAAUCUAAAGCAGCACAUGUUGAUCCACACGGAUCAGAAACCAUUUUGUUGCGAUUUUGCUACUUGUGAGAAACGGUUCAGAUCCGCAAGCAAUCUCAAGGUGCACAUGAGGACCCACACAAAAGAAAGGCCCUACAUCUGCGAAUACAGCGGAUGCGGGAAGAGGUUCGUCAGUGCUGGCGACCUCAAGAGGCACUUCAGAAUACACACCAAAGAGCGACCUUAUGUCUGCCAGUACUGUGGCAAAAGCUUCAUCCAGGGACCGUACCUGAACAUUCACAUUCGGUCCCAUACUAAGGAGAAGCCCUACACGUGUAGUCACUGUGGUAAAGCCUUCUCUCGGACCAGUACUCUUAAGAUACAUCUCCGACUUCACACUGGUGAGAAAGGAUCGGAGAAAGCGAGCAAGCCUAAAAUCUAUAAAUGUAGCCCGUGUGACAAAACCUUUGACACGCACAACAGUUUACAGAUGCACAAUGCAGUAUCCCAUGCUAAAACAGAGCCUAUUGAGUACGAUCAAGGACCACCACGAGUCUCUCCGCUGGAGCACCAAAUGUACAGUCCUUAUAAGGACCCUUAUAAGGACCCUUACCCUCCACAUCCCAUGAUGCAUCACACCCUCCCUCCCAUGACAGACAACUACUCCUACAUGCAGUCCCUGAUGUACGACUACAGUGACAGAGAGGUGCCGUGCGGCACCCUCCCCAACGGUCAGACAGUGCCGCUUAUUGGACGUAACGCUAGCAUCGUCAGACCCAGACCUAAGAGAGCAGAGGGUGGAGGACCUACACCGCUGUCUCCAGACUUCAUACCUCAGAGAGAUAAAAUGGGAAUGCUACCCCCCAUGUUACCACCUCUCUCCGGACCAGACUUCUACCCUCCCUCCAGUAUGAGCAUGUUAUCAGAUUUAUCAGGGGAGAAGAUCCCCCCUCUAGUUCCAGUACCCCUACCUCCUCCAGGACAGUUUAACUUCCUUCCUCCCAUAGCUCACCUUCACGACCCACUCUACCCAGUGUGCAGUAUGGGGAUGCCGAUGGGAAUGCCGCAUUUAACGGAGGACGGGCACAUGUCACAUCUACCACAUGACAUGCCGCACCCACACAUGCCACCGGGUAUGAUGGAUAUGAGACAGAUGCCGCCCAUACCGCCACCCGCACAGCCCCUGGGCAGCGUGUUCAAACCUUACCAGCACCUCGAUAUGGGGAUGGGACUUGCAUCUGAUGAGGAUGAGGACGUGAAGCCAGGUCUUAAUGACAUCUUUAAUGUAGACCCUUCGGAUUCUAUUUCUAAAUCUAUGAUAUGAGGGGUUUCAGUAUGUUGCUCAAGAGUUAUUGAUACCUGCGUGGUCUGAACUGUUUUCUGUAAGAAUUAAGUAUAAAGUUCAAUACGAUAAAGCCUUGAACGUAGCAAAGAGGGCUACUGAAAUUUUUCAGACAAAAACGUUUGGACUUCUCACAAUUGUCGGAUCAAGCCGAAUUUUUAUUUAAAACGGUUUGUAAACUUUUUAAUAACCAUGCUUGAUGCAUGUGUGAUUGUGAUGUCAUUUAUUUGGUAUUUGCGACGGGUUUAAUUUAUUGAUUUCAAAUCAUAAUUAUAUUUGUUUUAUACAUGGUUUGUAAGUCGGUAUGAAUCAGUUUUUAUCAUAUCUUUAUCGAAAUUUGAUAGAUCUA